AUGUCUGCUGAGUGGGAGGACAUACGAAAGAUGAGUUGGCACAUCGUGACCAUAGCCGCAGGACGACGUCAACCAGCAGGUUCCAACAAGACGGAAAAGUACAGCCGGCCAAGAGGACUUGAUAAUACCCUCCCAAAGGGCUCGAGCUACGAAAGACUUUGCAUCGGUCAGCCCUUUGACGACGGGGCACUCAACUUGCUGCUGAUGGCAACUGGACAAGAUUGA
Protopolystoma xenopodis is the source of this 225-nucleotide messenger RNA. The record is from the annotation of a GenBank genome assembly. Lineage: Eukaryota; Metazoa; Platyhelminthes; Monogenea; Polystomatidea; Polystomatidae.